GCAUCCGUCCCUCCGUACGGCCACGACGCGCACGAGCUGCCUGCAUACACUUACAAAAAUGCGCCAGUAGGUUUGUACGCCUCAUACCCCGGGUAAUCAAAUUACAUUCGAUUUUCACACUUUACAGCGAGCGAUUGCAUCGUUUUUGUUCCAGCGGUGGUAUGAUCUGUUAACUAUAUAUUCACCGUUAUUCACCGUGUCCGCGCGCACUGACGCGCUCCGGAUCUGUGAGAGACACCGAAUCAACGGGGGGAAAUCAUUAGAAGAAGAUUCGUCGAGGAGAGAGGAAAGGGUUUAAUAAGUUUCCACAUGGUUAUGAUGUGCAUGAUUCAUUAGAAGAGGAUCCGGAUGAUGUGAUGGAUGCAUGAGAGGAGAACGUAAGCAAGGCCAGUGCUGACUGUGAUGAUUCUGAUGGCAAGCAGAAGACUCCCGUAGCAGCAUCCAGUGCUGUUGACAACUGUGUGGAUUACACUUUGAUACCACAAGAUACCUGAUUCCACAAGUUAAUCGUAAAAAAGAAAGGGGCAGGACAUGACUCAGUUGCCAUGCAGGCUGCUAUGGUAACAGGCCUUUUCAGCCCCUCCCCCCUCAUCUGGUUGGUCCAACUGUUGUUGUGGCCACACCUCCUUGGGCCUAUAUUGGCUGAAGCCAGUCCUGCCUGCCCUACUCCCUGUAGCUGUUCCAAUCAAGCCAGUCGAGUGAUCUGUACUAGAAAAGGCUUGAAUGAAGUUCCACAGAGUAUCUCGUCCAAUACUCGAUACCUCAACCUCCAGGAGAACUCCAUACAGUUGAUCAGGUCAGACACCUUCAAGCACCUAAAUCAUCUGGAAAUUUUACAGUUGUCUAAGAACCAGAUUCGUCAGAUAGAAGUGGGAGCUUUCAAUGGCCUUCCGAAUCUUAUCACCCUGGAGCUUUUUGACAACAGAUUGCCACUGGUACCAUCACAGGCAUUUGAGUACCUGAGCAAGCUGCGUGAACUCUGGCUGAGGAACAACCCCAUAGAGACACUCCCAGCGUACGCCUUCCACCGUGUGCCGUCGCUACGGCGGUUAGACCUCGGUGAGCUGCGCAAACUCAGUUUCAUCUCGGAGGCCGCAUUCGAGGGGUUGCUGAACCUACGUUUCCUGAAUCUGGGCAUGUGCGGUCUUAAGGAUGUACCCAACUUGACGCCUCUCGUGCGGCUAGAGGAACUGGAGCUGUCAGGAAACCAACUGGGUGUGGUGCGUCCUGGAUCUUUCCAAGGCCUUGUGUCUCUUCGCAAACUGUGGCUCAUGCACUCUCGGAUCUCGGUCCUUGAGAGGAAUGCCUUCGAUGACCUCAAGAACCUGGAGGAGCUUAAUCUGUCCCAUAACUCUCUGCAUUCGUUGCCCCAUGAUCUCUUCACUCCACUGCAGCAGUUAGAGCGCGUCCAUCUGAACCACAACCCUUGGGUUUGCAACUGUGACGUUCUGUGGUUGAGCUGGUGGCUUAAAGAAACCGUUCCUGAUAACUCCACUUGUUGUGCACGUUGCCAUGCCCCACCGGGUACUAAGGGCAGGUACAUUGGUGACCUCGAACAGCGAGACUUCACCUGCUAUGCACCUGUGAUUGUGGAGCCACCCACCGACCUUAAUGUGACAGAGGGAAUGGCAGCGGAGCUGAAAUGCCGCACCGGGACAUCCAUGACUUCUGUUAAUUGGUUGACCCCCAAUGGAACCUUGAUGACCCAUGGAGCGUACAAGGUCCGGAUCUCUGUCCUGCAUGAUGGAACCCUGAAUUUCACCAACGUGACCAUGCAAGACACAGGACCGUACACCUGUAUGGUCACCAACUCUGCUGGCAACACCACAGCAACUGCUGUGUUGAACGUCUCUGCAUCUGACCCAGGCAAUGGCUACAGCUACUUCACAACUGUUACCGUUGAAACCGUAGAGACUGGGCAAGAUGGCCACGAUUCAGCAAGGCAGUUCGUCAAUGAGACGUUUAUUAGUUUUCCAGGGCCGACGGCUGCAUCUGCAUCAGCAGGUCCCACUGGUUCAAUGCUGUCCUCCUUGUCACCGCGAGCUACGCGUGCACCCGAUCGCCCUUUCACAGUCUCCAUCACGGACAUCGCCAACCUGUCGGGUCUCGAGGACGUAAUGAAGACGACCAAGAUCAUCAUCGGCUGCUUUGUGGCCAUCACCUUCAUGGCGGCCGUGAUGCUGGUCGUCUUCUACAAGCUUCGCAAGCAGCACCAACUGCACAAACACCACGGCCCGGUACGCGCCAUUGAGAUCAUCAACGUUGAAGAUGAGAUCGGAUCUGCCGGUGGGACUAGUGGCAUCACGGGAGGGAGCACCAUCCGCACGGGUGCAGGAUCUGGUGGAGGAAGCGGGCAGAGUCCGAGGAAUCAUGACCCUGAGAUCAUGACCCUACCGAGUGUUGGGCAAGCGGACCACCUGAACCACUACUACAAAACGCACCACUUUAAUAACAACGUACUGGGCUUGAACAUGGCUUCUGGAAUGCUCAACAACAAACCCAACCCUUCCUCCCAAAAUCAGGCUUCGACCAUGAAAAUAGGGACUUCCAGUGACCCCUCCAACCAUGGCUCGACCUUACCUCCCCUGCCAAUUCCCAUCCCAAUGGCGAUGACUUUCCAUGGAACUCUGAAAGGCCUUAGUCACGUUCCCAAUGUGCAGACUGAGCCGCUGUUGCUAUCGAAUGGCUCCAAGGAGAGCGUUCAGGAAACCCAGAUCUGAUUACCCUCGCAUAAACAUGCACACGCAGGAAGGGAAGUAGACUGGUUUUAAACCAGUGUGACUGUCAAGUCUUUGCAAUCUUGGACAUUAUGGAACUCCAUCCCUUUCCGACAGAUUUUAUGGAAUAUUCCGUUCAAUGAACAGAGAGACAGGCUUUUACUGAUGAAGUGGACAUGGCGCUAUUGAGUACAUAUGUGCCAAAGCAAGCGUCUUUUUUGCAGUUCUUAUGAGUUGUGUCCGCGUAUAAAAAAAAUAUAGUCUAUAUUAAAGUAGUGUAAUUACUUAAGUGUUGGUUUGCCACAGUCCAGAGACACCGAGUACACACACCGAUGUACAGCAGCUAACAGACCUGUAUAAAAGCAUACACACAUUUACACUUCCCAGAGGUUGACAUCAUUAUUCAUCGUACUCACCUCGGUAGGUAGUGUACCUGUGUGUGUGUGUGUGUGUGUGUGUGUGUGUAAGGGACAGUAUUAACUGAGACUAAUUCAAAAAUAAAGACUUAAACUGCUGUGAUCCAGAACACAUGCUCAUGUUCACUCUGCGUCAUGAUGAC
Sinocyclocheilus rhinocerous is the source of this 3276-nucleotide messenger RNA. Its product is annotated as leucine-rich repeat-containing protein 4B-like. The coding region runs from base 546 to 2720 and encodes 724 amino acids. Gene Ontology annotation, molecular function: signaling receptor binding. Gene Ontology annotation, biological process: regulation of presynapse assembly; positive regulation of synapse assembly; synaptic membrane adhesion. Lineage: Eukaryota; Metazoa; Chordata; Actinopteri; Cypriniformes; Cyprinidae. The record is from RefSeq and is a predicted model, not a curated record. The transcript has 5 exons. Gene Ontology annotation, cellular component: postsynaptic density membrane; plasma membrane; glutamatergic synapse.